This is a messenger RNA of Thermothielavioides terrestris NRRL 8126, 333 nucleotides long. RefSeq lists its product as uncharacterized. The transcript is spliced from 2 exons. The coding region runs from base 1 to 333 and encodes 110 amino acids. The record is from RefSeq and is a predicted model, not a curated record. Lineage: Eukaryota; Fungi; Ascomycota; Sordariomycetes; Sordariales; Chaetomiaceae.
AUGUCGUACCUCGUCUACCCGCCGCUGAACGUCAUUGUUCCCCAAGUAACCACCUACACAGGCUCCCAAGCCCCGCCGCCCUCCCCCAUCAUGCUCCCAACGAACCAAAUCAGCUACCCCGGCGGCGCGCCGCCGAACCCCCCGCCGCCGCCGCCUCCCCCUUCCGCGCCCGCUCCGGCAGCCGUCUACUGCACCACGCCGAUGCCGACUGCCUGCGUGGGAGUCAUGGCCGUGUGCGCGCCUCCGCCGGUUUACAUGCCGGUAAUGGGGGUCGCGGUGGGAACGCCGGUGCCGGUGGUGGGCGUGGGCGUGCCGCUUCGGCUUGCGCCCUGA